Messenger RNA from Chroicocephalus ridibundus (black-headed gull), 2303 nucleotides. RefSeq names its product metabolism of cobalamin associated C (gene MMACHC). Gene Ontology annotation, biological process: cobalamin metabolic process. The coding region runs from base 16 to 771 and encodes 251 amino acids. Gene Ontology annotation, cellular component: cytoplasm. The transcript has 5 exons. The record is from RefSeq and is a predicted model, not a curated record. NCBI's taxonomy places the organism in Eukaryota, Metazoa, Chordata, Aves, Charadriiformes, Laridae. Gene Ontology annotation, molecular function: demethylase activity; cyanocobalamin reductase (cyanide-eliminating) (NADP+) activity; FAD binding.
CCACCCAGGAGGAGCAUGGUGCCCCGCGCGGUGGGCGGCAUGGAGGGGCGCGUGGCAGAGGGGCUGCGCGGCGCCCUGGGCCCCUUCGGCUUCGAGGUGCACGCCUUCAAGGUCGGAUGGUACAAUGCUAUUCUCCAGCCAACCUUUCAUCUCCCCUACCCAGAUGACACACUGGCCUUCGUGGUCCUCAGCACGCCUUCAAUGUUUGACAAAGCCCUUAAACCUUUUGUGAACAAAGAACGGUUAAAAAUAAUCAGGGAUCCUGUGGAUCAGUGUGUUUCUCAUCAUUUAUCACGUGUGAAGGAGAAAUUCCCUGACCAGAAAGUGGAUGUCAUCUUUGAUUAUGAGAUCCUGCCAAGCCGAAAGCCCAAGUUCUUGGCGCAGACAGCUGCCCAUGUUGCUGGAGCGGCAUAUUACUACCAAAGGAAGGAUGUGAAGCUUGAUCCUUGGGGGAGAAAGAAGAUCUAUGGUGUAUGUAUCCAUCCCAAGUAUGGCGGUUGGUUUGCUAUCCGGGGUCUCCUCGUGUUCCCAGAUAUUCAGGUACCGUUCCUGGAACAGUCUGCCCCUGUUGACUGUGUGAGCACCGAGGAAAAAAGAAUUGAGUUGCUGGAGCAAUUCAAUUUCCACUGGCAGAACAGCCGCUACAGGGACAUAAUUGAAGUGAAGGAAAGGUAUUCGGAGGAGCAAAAAGCCUACUUUGCCACUCCUCCAGCGGAGAGAUUCAGACUGCUAGGGCUGACACAAGAAGCCCAGAGAAGCACAUUUCAUUGAGUAACACGACUCCACGAAAGGACAGAGGCAUCCAAAAUAAAAUUCUCCAGAGAUUGUUUCAUUGAGCGGCGUGGUCCUGUACAUGGAGCGGGAAUGAGGAAAACAGCCAACAGCAGCCGCCUCCUUCAGGGUGGUUACGAAAGGGAAAGGGACAGCACAAAGGUCACCGCUGGAGUCUGCCCUGUUUCCUCUUCACUUGGGGUCAGCUUCUCAGAAAAAAACAGCGUCUGCAGGUCAAUUUUAAGCACUUAUCCAUUGUAUAGAGUUGCCAACUAAAAUCUUCAGAAAGAUGCUGAAUAAUGUCUAUGUGAGUGGAGUUUUUCCUCAUAUUAAGGUAACUGACUGAAAAAGUAAAUUCUCAUGGCCUUUUUCUAAGGUAGAUGAGGUUUCAAUUUAGAAUAUUUUUCAGUGCCGUGCCAGCACACACCGCAACUUUACUACCAUAGUUUCCUGUUGUGCUUUCCAUAUGCGGGAGAUCGUAAAACUGCACGCACAUAAAAACCAUUACAUGAAGCGUUGUCGCACGCACAAGCAAACGAGCAGAGAAAAUAAAGGAAAUAUUCAUGAUGUUCAUGUUACUUCUAUUGCUGGAUAAAACAUCUUCAUACAGAAACAUAACAUUUUUUUUUAGAUAACUGUGUCCUGUUAGAUUUGUUCAGAGCUUACAAUGGCACUAGGAAUCAGGAAUUAGUUUUAUCUUAGAGCACUUUGAGGCUCAGGCCUCAUUAAAUUAAUAUAUUAUAAUAAAUGAAAAUAAUACUUUUUGGUAGUUUUAUUACUUGACUGCAAUGCAAUGCUGCAAAUCACUAGGCACUUUCUCCCUUUCCUUGGAAUCAACAUGAUGAUGCAAAAACACUGACUUUGCAGAACUGAGCCCUUUCUUUUUAUUUUGUGUUUUGAUUCUUCAUACCUUUUGGAGACCCAAAUACUAAGGUUGCCCUCACAGUUAAGUCACAGCUUGAUACAGUUUUUCAUAGUCUAUAUACUAACUAAGCAUAAUCAAAACUCAGCAUAACGAGUUUGUUUUCCUGUAAACAGAGUAGAGAGCAUGUGAUUGCUGGGUUAGUUCAGUGCAUUUGCUGUUACAAAAAGUCUUUUGUUGCUUUCCAUGCUUUGUUCACCACAUCUGACUAAGGCAGACACCUGACUUAUUGUGCGAUAGUGGUAUUGUGAUUUUUAAUUUAAGCAAAAUAAUGAAAAUUGUUGAAAUUCUGUUCUUUUGUUAUAGAAUUACUUCUGGUUGAAAUGUUGAUUGACCUUCCAGAACUUUCCAACUGAACUGUAAUUUAACAGGGACUUGAGUUAAUGGUUCAUAUUAGUAACAUAUAAAAAAUACUGAUUCUCUUAGAAGGAUAAAUAAAAAAUGGAAUCAGAUUUAUCUUUUUAUGUUAUAAUUUAAAGUAAAAUAUUUGGCUAUUUGGGGGUUGAUUUCUUAGAAAUAUUUCAUAUUUUGUCUUAGUUCAUUUAUUAAACAGAUUGCCAUAGCCAUUUCAUUUCAAUUUUUGUAAUUUAUUUCUUCACAUGGUAUUUUG